CAGUUUUUGUGAAAAAUUCACCAUGUUGUAGAAUGGUAUCUGAUGGCUGAAAAUGGCAAAAUUAAACAAACUACUUAUUUUUCAUUAUUAAAAAGGUAAUUGUGUAUCUAUAGCAUGGAAAAACCUGAUCAAAAUACCCAAUGUUCAUCAAAGGGUGCCUUUGAUGCAGCUAGCCUGCUAGCCCCAUCUUCACCAGUUUUUGGCCAUCACUUGCCUGUUCCUGCCAAUGCACCUCUUUUUCACCUAGCCCAUUCCCCAAGUGCAUUUUCAGUGCUAAGUCAAACAACUUCUCUUUCUUCUCAUUCUCCAACAACACUCUCUAUUAAUAACAAAAUCUGUUCUCAAAUAGGAACUGAUGCUCAUAAUUCUUUUUCUUCAUCUCUACCAGGGUGCAGCACAGCUGUCACCCAUUCACAUGAGAAUGUAGGGAGGAGUGAAUUAAAUGACAUGGUUUCCUUAAAACAUGGAUCAACGUCAUCCUCCCUUCACUGCCAUAUUCCUCAGCCACGGAGAAUAGUAGAAGAGAUGUUGGGCCAUCUCUAUGCCAGGCCUCCUUCAGCUGAGAUAAAAACUGAGCUACCAGUCUCAGGUACUUACACAAAUAAUUGAACCUUAAUCAAAUAG
This is a messenger RNA of Centruroides sculpturatus (bark scorpion), 624 nucleotides long. RefSeq lists its product as uncharacterized. Lineage: Eukaryota; Metazoa; Arthropoda; Arachnida; Scorpiones; Buthidae. The record is from RefSeq and is a predicted model, not a curated record. The coding region runs from base 115 to 609 and encodes 164 amino acids. The transcript is spliced from 5 exons.